UGUGUUCGAGAGCGACAGUGGCCCCCCAAGCUCAGGCCAGACUUGGUCACAAGAAAACAAAAGAGUCAGUUGAAAGUGAUCGUUUUUGUUUAAUAUUAAGCUAAAAAUUCAAAUGAAAUCACAGUGUACUAAACAAACUCGAUACCAAAAGUGUUGUCAUUAGCAAUUUUUAGAAAUUAACACGUAAAACAAACUUGUAAAGUGCCUAUCGAGUUUUUCUUGUGUCGUAGCAGCAGCAGCCAAUAAAGAAACAAAAAUUUACUAGAUCGCUGAAUUGAAUAUUCAUCAACAACAUAAUACCUAAUACGUGAUUUUACCAACAUUGUUUGACUAAUUGCGUGGUGAGUAGAAACUGACAACUAAAUGGCUGGCUUUGAGUGCUGUCCAGAAAAUUGAAGUUGCCAUUAUUUUGACAUAACAACCUGUUGCCAACUUGAAAACAAUCACAUUAAACACAAACAAAAAGGAGUAAAGAACCUAUUUGAAAAUUGAAUGAGUGAAGUGUUGUUGUGUGCGCUUUGGACCGACAUUGAUAAGAUUAAGGAGACGACGAAACAAUAAAAACAAUUUCAACGUUUCGUGUUUUCUGAAGCAACUAGAGAUAGCGAGAAGCUUCCGACGAGAAAUGGAAAGCUGGGCAGAAGCUUUGGCCAUGAUGACAACGACGGAGCCACUUUUGCUCCGCUCGGAAGUCAAGAAGGAGGAGUCGGACCUCCAUCACCACCACCACAUGUGCGGAAUGGACGACUGUUCGCCGGCCGAUAGCUCGCUCUACUCACCCACCACUACUGGACUACAACUGGAGCUGGAAUUAAGCCAAGAAGAUGAGGCAGCCAGCGGAGGAUUGGGCAUCGCAUCGGCCUUGACUGCCAAUCGUAACGGAUCCUAUCAGUCGACGACGUCGCCAUCGAUCGCCCGUUCCCUCUCCAGUCCCGACGAGCUCCUGGACAGUCCUCCUCCUCCUCCGUCCGAUCACCGCCGUUCCUCCAUUACCGGCAAGCAGCAGCAACAUUUCAUCUGCUCGUCGACGACCAAUCGAGGCGCCGCUUCGGCACCCAACAAUUUGGCCGCACGGUCCAUCCACCGCAUCCAGGAACCAAAUUUAGCAGCCGAAGAGACUGACAUUUCAACCGACAUAUCGCCCUUGUCGAAUGGACUGUGCCGUUCGAUCUCCCGUUCCUAUUCGAGUCCAGAGCCAGAAGAUGGUGCCGAUUUGGAUGGUAAACAGUACGUCCAAUGUUCUUCCACAACGGCACCAGUUGCCGAUGAGUUCCCCAAUCGCCACCGAACAGCUCAGAACGAUAAUUUUAAAGACGAAGACGCUCCUAAACGGCUGUGCCUCGUAUGCGGCGAUGUGGCGUCGGGUUUCCACUACGGAGUAGCCUCGUGCGAGGCGUGUAAAGCCUUUUUCAAACGAACCAUCCAAGGGAACAUCGAAUACACGUGCCCGGCCUCGAACGAUUGCGAGAUCAAUAAACGCCGGAGGAAGGCCUGCCAGGCCUGCCGUUUCCAGAAAUGCAUCCGGAUGGGCAUGCUGAAGGAGGGCGUCAGGCUGGAUCGCGUUCGCGGUGGAAGGCAAAAGUACCGGCGCGUGACGCCGUACACAACAACCCCAACUUCGGCCAAUUCUGGAACGCAUGCCGGAUCGACCGAUACCAACAACGUCAAUCCCCACCCCGUCAAGAAAGUAUCGCUCGAAGAUAAUAAAAUUCUGAGUACGUUGGGACAGUGUGAGCCCGAAAUGUUGACGACGAUCGACAUGAUAUGGCCCGAAGGCGAGGCUUCCAGUAUGGAACCUUCCUUGCGGAUCCUUUGUACGUUGAGCGAAUUGUACGACAGAGAAUUGGUUGCUGCCAUUGGCUGGGCUAAACAAAUUCCAGGAUUCCUGGAAAUGCCUCUCAACGAUCAGAUGAGGCUGUUGCAGACGAGCUGGCCGGAAGUACUGAGCCUGUCGCUGGCCUUCCGCUCCAUCCCGAUGAACAGUACCAAUCCGAAAUUGCAAUGGUCGGCUGACUUUAGCAUGAACGAAAAGGAAGCACGCGAAUGCGGCAUGGAAGAGCUCUUUUUCCAGUGCGUGCAAAUAGCCCAGAGACUAGAACAGUUAUCCGUGACCCGUGAAGAGUAUUACCUCUUGAAGGCUCUAGUGCUGGUCAACUGUGACGUUCGAGUGGAGAGCAUGACACACGUGAAGAAGUUGAGGGAAACCGUCCUAGCUGCCCUAGCCGAUUGUUCGACUGCUUUACGACAAGGAAAUGGAGCCAACCAGCAAAUGCAGCAUUUGCUGCUUUGCAUGCCGUGCAUACGGCAAGUUGAUAGCUUGUUGCGACGAUUCUGGGCACUUGUCCGGCGUGACGCACGAGUUCCAAUGAACAAACUCUUUUUGGAAAUGUUGGAAUCACCCUUGAGAUGAACGGAUUUUGUCGGAGGUCCAAAACAAGUCGAAAGCAUAAGAAAGAGGGAAAUGAAAAAAAAACACCCACGAUAACUUCCCUCUACAUAAUCAUGGUGUUAUCCUUUUUUCUAAACGAAAAAGGAUAGAAAAGACAAAAAAAAAAUGUAUAGUUUAUAUAUACACUUUCGCAUGUUUACAGCAAGACAUAUACACACACAUACACACAAAUGUUGUUACCCCUUCCCCCCUGUUGUUGCUGUUUUGGGGAGCAAUAUCUUCAUGAGUGUUGCACGCACAGAUGCACUUGCUUCGUGCCGGUCUCUCACUUCAUGUCUGUGUGUAAAUACCUUUGAGCUCUGCGGCGCGUUCUCAAAAAAAAGUAAAAAAAAAAAUUAUUAAUAAUAAUUACAUGUGAUGGUAAACAAACGUUGUUUAAUCUGCAACAAAUAAUAAUAGAAAAAAAAAAUAAUAAUAAAAAAAUCAACCCAGCAUCUCCCUUGCAUCGACAAAUACUGAAACCAAUCAUCAUGACACCACCCAUAUAUCCCCCCACCACCUGAAAUUGUUGGCGCUAUACAAUAAUGAAGUUAUUACCACGGGCUAUGCAACAGUGACUGAUCUGACUGAUUUCCCCUUUUUCUAUUUUUUACACUCGUGUAUCUUGGUUGUUUCAAAAAUCACCCUUUUCGACUCUCUUUAUAAUGCGUCUAUUUAUUUUAUACCACAUUUAUGCAGUUGUGUGAGUGUAUGUGUGUGUGUGUGUGGGUUUUAUUUAAAUACUGUCGUAGUCGAAAUCGUUGCGCGUGCUUUAAACUUUCAUUUUUUUUUCUCACCUUCAUCUCAUCAUAAUAAAAAUGUGAAAUAUUCAAGGAAAUAAGGAAAA
Messenger RNA from Daphnia carinata, 3275 nucleotides. Its product is annotated as steroid hormone receptor ERR1-like. The transcript is spliced from 10 exons. Bases 626 to 2410 code for a protein of 594 amino acids. NCBI's taxonomy places the organism in Eukaryota, Metazoa, Arthropoda, Branchiopoda, Diplostraca, Daphniidae. Gene Ontology annotation, biological process: regulation of DNA-templated transcription. The record is from RefSeq and is a predicted model, not a curated record. Gene Ontology annotation, molecular function: DNA-binding transcription factor activity; zinc ion binding; sequence-specific DNA binding.